GCUCAUAAAAUUAAAUCUUUACACAAAUCUAUGUGGUGGUUUCUCUUUCCUGAGUCUAUUUCCUUGAUUCCCUUUCACUGAUGAGUGAUGAGGUUGAAGGUGGUGUAUUCUGUUCAUCAUAAUUUGCCAGUGAAGCGUCUUUUUUUGAUGAUCAAGGUUUUUUCACAGUUUCAGACUUGUUGCUACCUUUUAAGUACUGAGACAGUGUCCUCUCUUUCUUUCUACAAGAACUUGUGGCGAUUAUGACGUCCAGACAAAUCCAUUUACGCACCAGAAAAAUGACAAGCUCUCUCUCUCUCUCUCUCUUUAUUUUCCUUUACCUUUCUCUCCUUUCAUCAUAAUAUCUCUGUUGAAAUUACUCCUUUUGAGAAAGCACUAUCUUUCUUUCUUUCUCUACUCCGAUCUUGACACUGCACAAGGUGCAGUAAAUUUAAUCUGCUUCAUGAUGGUUAGUGUUCCAUGCAGCAGUUUGCUCACCAUAGUUACAGUUAGAUGUGGGCAUUGUGCCAAUUUGCUAUCAGUUAACAUGGGAGCAUCACUUCAAACUUUUCCUUCUCAAGACACUCAGCAAUUUUCUACCGUUGCUAAGUUACAGAAACAACACCUAAGCGUUCAAGAAGCAUGCAGCAAGGAACUAGGAUCAUCAUCAAAAUGCAAAUCAUUUGAGCCCGUAGACCAUGAGCAACCUAGGAUUCCUCCCAUUCGUCCUCCUGAGAAGAGACAACGUGUUCCUUCUGCUUAUAACCGCUUCAUUAAGGAGGAAAUACAAAGAAUUAAGGCUAGUAAUCCAGAUAUCAGCCACAGGGAAGCAUUUAGCACAGCAGCCAAAAACUGGGCACAUUUCCCUCACAUUCACUUUGGAUUAAAGCUGGAUGGCAAUAAGCAAGCAAAGUUGGACCAGGGUGAUGGUACUCAAAAGUCUAACGGAUUUUACUGAUUAUAUAUAUAAACGGAAGUUUAUGAUUAUCAGCUGGUUUUUUCUGUGCUUGACCUAAAUCAGUGAAAAAUGAGGUUGAUCAAAUUUCCCAAUCAUACCACUGGAUGGGAGACUCUCCUGAUGAUUGACCUCAGCCUCUCACCCAUCUUUAGUAUAUAUCUAUAUAUAUAAUAUUGUAUGUGUUGCCCUUUUCUAGUUGUUAUGAAAUGAUUGCUAUUCUUGUGAUUGCAUUAAUUACUACGUUAUUGAACUUAUUAGGCACUCAAGUAUUUAAACAUUAUAAGUUCCUUCUAUUAUAA
This is a messenger RNA of Cajanus cajan (pigeon pea), 1236 nucleotides long. Its product is annotated as putative axial regulator YABBY 2. Lineage: Eukaryota; Viridiplantae; Streptophyta; Magnoliopsida; Fabales; Fabaceae. The record is from RefSeq and is a predicted model, not a curated record. Gene Ontology annotation, cellular component: nucleus. Gene Ontology annotation, biological process: abaxial cell fate specification; cell fate commitment; multicellular organism development.